UAGUCGCGGUUCUAAACAAUCAACCGAGACUCUUAAACAGCGGUUUCCGAUAGCGGUUUUAGCACUAAUAAAGCAAAAAAUUCGUUAUUGGCCUUUGGGUGAAACGGUUGGAACCCAAUUUCGAAUGGCUGGGAAAGAGGAGCAAGACAAGCUCGCCGAGUCUCUCAACGAUCUCUUCACCAGCGUCUCCACUAUGGUCAAAUCCGAGCUCCAGGGAUCAACCAACCACCUGGACCUUUUGGAGAAGAUGAAUCUGAGAGUGGCCGAAGAGUACAAAGGCUUCGGCGACGUGGCCUCUGGGCUGAGCGUCUUCGUAGAGCAGCUCAAGUCGAAAAGCGGCAGCUUUGAAGAGUAUGCGAAGCAGAUUGACGUUAUAGAGCAGCAAGUCACGGAGUUCGAAGCUGUGAUUUCAGUGCUGGAUAGAUAUGUGUCUAUGUUAGAGUCCAAAGUCCAAUCUGUGUAUCAGAAUCCGUCUCCUUCCUGAGUUUUAAGUGUUUGUGAAAAUUAUUUGGCUGUUGGUUUAACUUUUGUGGCAAUCUGUGUUUUUUAUUUGGGGUGUGAAAUGCUUUGAAAUUGGAAAUGAAAAGUGCCCUGCUUGAAGUAAA
Messenger RNA from Prunus persica (peach), 605 nucleotides. Its product is annotated as biogenesis of lysosome-related organelles complex 1 subunit 2. The transcript is spliced from 2 exons. NCBI's taxonomy places the organism in Eukaryota, Viridiplantae, Streptophyta, Magnoliopsida, Rosales, Rosaceae. The record is from RefSeq and is a predicted model, not a curated record. The coding region runs from base 125 to 484 and encodes 119 amino acids.